Kalmanozyma brasiliensis GHG001 is the source of this 1632-nucleotide messenger RNA. RefSeq names its product protein of unknown function DUF2786. The record is from RefSeq and is a predicted model, not a curated record. The transcript has a single exon. Bases 1 to 1632 code for a protein of 543 amino acids. NCBI's taxonomy places the organism in Eukaryota, Fungi, Basidiomycota, Ustilaginomycetes, Ustilaginales.
AUGCCGGUGCGUCAAUACAAUGGAGCGAACGACGAUGGCCCUAGCAGCUCAUCCAGCUCGAAUCGAGGAUCGCAACAGGGCGUCAAGCCUCGAGUCAAGCCGGAACCCUUCAACGACAAUGUGAUCGACCUCUGCGACUCAGAUGACGAUCAAACACCUCGAAAGCCCUCGCCUCCGGCGUCAGCAUCCCGACUAAAGCGGCCCGCAGCCCGUGGCGGCAAGCUCAAACACAAUGACGAUGGCUCCUCAUCUCCAGACUCCAGCACUGAUUCCGAGGACGACUUUCGAGGCAGCGGCGCGAGGCGCAGAAUCACAAAGUCUGCAUCAUCAUCCUCAACCACCGCCAAGCUUUACGCACUCGCGCGCAUCGUCACACUCGCAACCGAUGGCGUGGCCUCCACCUCCGAGUCCACGGUCAAACUCGCCUCCGUCAGCUCGGGCAUCCUCUCUCGCAUCCAAAAGUCACUCGCGCUCGCCAAACACCCGGGCACAGGCGAAGCAGAAGCCCAACAAGCCCUGCGACUCGCCACCCGUCUCAUGUCCUCCCAGAACCUCACCCAAGCCGACCUCCUCGCCUCGUCCGAUUCCUCGGAAAACCAAACCCACGCCGGCAUGUCGAUCGUCGAAAUCGUCAGCCAGACGGGUGCCGCCCCGCGCAACGAGAGCUGGGUCAACCAGGUCGCGUGCGCCAUCAACCUUUUCUUCGACGUCAAGGCGUACUCGACCUCGUAUGCGAAUCGGACUAAGCUGAGCUGGACAUUCUACGGGUUGGCGGUCAACACGGUUGCUGCAGCGCACGCGUUCGAGAUGGUACACAAUCAGGUGCUAACGUGGGCGACGGAGAAGGCUGCUACGAAACAGGUGACGGGUAAGACGGGCAAGAAUAGUUAUUGUCAGGGCGUGGCCGCGGGGUUGAUUGCGUUGGCCAAGGGCGAGAAGAAGGAGGAGAUGAGGUUGGCGAUCGAGAGUGAGAAGAAGCGGUUGAAGGAUGCUGAGGUUGAGGAGAAGGCGCAGAUCAAGAAGGAGAAGCAGCGGCUGAAUGAUCCGCCAGUCAAGCUUGAGGAAGAGCGAGUCAAGCCUGAUCCAAGGGACGAUGGUGGGAGGAACGUCAAACUGGAAGACGUCGCAGACGAGGCCGACAUCAAGCCCUUUCCCAACGGCGUCAAGCGAUCAGCCUCGGCAGACUUCGACGGCUACAGCCGAUGGACCGACCACGACGGCUCCUCCGACACUGAAGACUUUCACGACCCCUUCCCCCCUUUUGCUGGAGACGACAUCAAGCCGCACUUUGACGAGACGCUCGAGCGCGACAUUAUUGAUCUCACCGACGACCUCGAUUCCUCUCCUGAAGACGUCAAGCCGGACGUCAAACCCAAACCCGAGCCUGAGGACAUCAAAUCCAAACCCGAACCCGAACCUGAGGAAGGCGCGGGCUGGCACUCGUCCAACCAACUCAUCCGGUUCCGCCAGGACGCAGAGCGCAUCGCAGACGACUACCUCGCCUCGCAGCACGCCGAUCUCAAGUUCAAGAAGCGUGCCAAGUCGACGUUCAAAAAGGACUCGGGUGCGUUCGAGCAGGGACGUGCGGAUGCGAGGAAGAUCGAUGUCAAGCGGAAGAGGAUUCAGGCCUAG